This is a messenger RNA of Pomacea canaliculata, 3440 nucleotides long. RefSeq lists its product as uncharacterized. Lineage: Eukaryota; Metazoa; Mollusca; Gastropoda; Architaenioglossa; Ampullariidae. The transcript is spliced from 6 exons. The coding region runs from base 486 to 1439 and encodes 317 amino acids. The record is from RefSeq and is a predicted model, not a curated record.
CUGCGACACGGGCUGUGAACACAGUGUCACGUGAUACAGGCUGUCGCCACAGCGUCACGUGGUACUGGCACCAGCAGCACGUGGUGUGAAGUUGAUGCAUUACAGGUGGGAGGAGCAAUGUGACGUCACUUUCCCACUUCCUCCGGUACUGGCAGCUGAGUGCAGCAUUCAGUUGUCACCUACCCGAGCACUUGCAGCCUCUUUAUUGCCUUUUUGUCAAAUACACAUUUGUCCGGCGGUUUGAGAGACGGGAGGUGGUGUCUGGGGCACCUGUCCUCCGUUGUCACCUGCUGGCUGGAUGUGUUAGAGAGAAGACUGAGUCAAGUCUACACACUCUACACACCCUGCAGUUAUUCGUGUUGCCACCCCGUGAGACAAAGCCACCCUGUGAGACAAUUUUUCAGAAGUUCAAUCAAGAGCACAUCUGGAAUUUUCUUCGUCAGAGAUCUCCGCACACUACUUGCACAGGGAGAGGACAAACAAGCAUGCUGUUGUCGCGGCCGUUGAUGUUCUCACUCAUGCAUGUCACCCUUGUGACGUCAUCAGUCAUGCGCAGCACGCUGUACCAGAGGCGCCGUGCGAUGCGCCUGCCAAGCGCCCAGAGUUAUCUCCCUUGCCAAGAUGGCCACUGCCCAGGGGGACGAUCCUCUUGCGUCGUGGCCUGCACGUCAGACCCCUCGUGCAGUAGCGUCAACAUCCGGGUCCUGGACGGCCAGUGCGAGUGCAGCGCCGCCAGUUUCUUUCAGUUUGGUGCGCAUGUGCAGACCGACGGUGACUGGGAGAACUACAGCCCCUUGGACACCGACGUGACUGACGGAGACUGGAUUCUGGUGUUUCGAGCCCAAAGCGAUGCCAACAUCGACAACACCCAGGAGGACAACAUGAUGGCGGCGUGGAACACCUCGGUCAACAGCAACGACCACCUGGAGGACGUGCCCCUUGACUGUUUCUACAGCAACAAGGGCAACUGCCAAUCCUUCUACCGCACCAGCUGGCUGGACACGUGGCCCUCCAGCAUCAUUGAUCAGGUUCGUUUGUCUCUGUACACUAAUGGCGCCGAGGUGGUGAAGCUGGUCUUCAAUGGGACCGGAAGCACGCGGGACAACUGGUUUGACCGCUCUCGUCUGCUCUCCAGUCCCUGGGCCGACCUGACCAGCACUUCAUCGGCAGUCUUCUCUCUGCGAGGAAGCAAUUUCUCAACUUUUGACAUCGGGACCUUCAGCCCCAACACGUGUUCUUACCCAGGGUGGCUCAUGGUGCUGAGCAAGGCUUCCAACUGGUGUCCGUUUGCCUCACAGGAGACGCUUGGGGAGACUGUAGCAUACGACCCACUCUACAAAACACCACAGUUUCUGUAUGCUGCUCAGACUCAGAUCGACUUCAACCAGGAACCCUAUAAGAAAGCUGAGGUCCUGGCCAUCUUCAUCAAACUGCUGUAGGAGCCAAAGUUCCAGAAUGCGGUCCACGAAUGUUGUGUUCGUCACAACCAAUGUCCACCUCGCACAGGACUUGAAUGUUCCUCAGAGAAGCGGACAAAACUUAUUUUCUCGCCGCCAUUCGUGAAAACAAAUCUCUGUUAACCCAUGAAAUAUUACUUUAUAAUUAUAUUUAUUUACAUAUAUAUCCAACACAGCAACAUGCAGCAUGCAAACAGUCACAGCGCGCUGUGGGAUGUGUUUGUAAAGUAGUCUGACAGCUGUUUCCAUGUGCUUUUCAAAGUGUUGGGUCUUUCGUGGACUAAAUUCCAAUUACAAAUUUCUACAUCGUCUGUACACAUCGUCUGUACACAUCGUCUGUACACAUCGUCUGUACAAUCAUCUGUACACAUCAUCUGUACACAUCGUAUGUACACAUCAUCUAUACACAUCAUCUGUACACAUCAUCUGUAGACAUCAUCUAUAGACAUCAUCUAUACACAUAGUCUGUACACCUCGUCUGUACACAUCAUCUAUACACAUCAUCUGUACACCUCGUAUGUACACAUCGUCUGUACAAUCAUCUGUACACAUCGUCUGUACAAUCAUCUGUACACAUCGUCUGUACACAUCAUCUAUACACAUCGUCUGUUCAGCCCACCACUCAGUGUCCCACUUCACCAUCCUCUGUGUGUGUGGACCGUGCAAGUUCUCCUCAAGCAGGAGAUGUGCUUUUGACAUCAUCUUUCAAUGUUAUUAAAAUUAUCUCCAUCCUGUUAUUGAGUCUAUUAUUUUAUAUUUGUUCGAGUCACUGCUGCCCUGGACAGUUGAGUGAACAGUGUUGCAAACUCCACUUUGUGAUAUGAACAACACGGUUUAUUUGCCCUCGUUUCGUGCGAUUUUUAAUAUUGUUUUCUUGAUAUUCUCUUUUCAUUAUCAUUGCAUGACUUUUAGUCGGCAAUAUUUUUAUGCUGGGACCAGGUUAGUUGAGACAAGUUGUGGGUAUUGUGUAGGCCGUGACAUGUCAGACAGCUUGUGUGGGUGUGAUGUCUACAUGGUGACACCCUUCACACCACGCUCUACACACUGACAUACACAUGUGUACAUGCUGUAUAGUUAGCUUACACACCAUGCCAUACACACUAACACCUACACAUACACAUACUAAGGGGGAUAACCCUUGUCUCUGGCAAAGAAAGAUAAUUUGAGUGUGACUACUCUGUGGGGCUAACAAGGAGACACUGUAUCCUGUCUACUGUAUAGUGGCUCACUGUGACAAGCAGCUCGCACAGUUAUCUAUGUAGACAUAUAUAUCCGCAUACUUAUUGCCGGAACUAGCAGACAGCCUCUUGGUGCACAUACACCCUCCGCUGAGUGCUGUGCUUACCUCACACACACACACACCUCUUUGUACGUGUGCACGUGUGUGUGUGUGUGUGCGUGUGUGUGUGUGUGAGAGAGAGAGAGAGAGAGAACUGUAACUUCAUUAACAGAGGGCCUCGGACCUCCAGAUGUGAGGUCAAGUACAACCAUUACUCACAUCAAUAAUUAUUUUUCACUGUAAUUAGAAUCAUAAGAACAACAACACUGUGACGAUGUCGACUGUUGAUAUUUUUGGUUGCAUUUGUGUCCUGCCCUAACCUCUGAUACAAAGUAAAUAAACAUUUCCACAAAAUGACUAAUCUGGGCGUUUUCAUUUUGUAACAAAAAAACAAGAGACUUUUGUGAGUUUUGACAUUACUGAGAUACUUGUCUUGUAGAUGAUCGUACUUACAACUCUCCAUCAUAAAGUGUUUCUUGUCUUCAAUGUUUGCACAACAUGGACACAUCUUCCUUUGAUUACUGUAGAACUUAUUAACAUUCAGAGUAUUCUGUAGAACUGAUUUACAUUGAGAACAUUUGACCCAACCUUAGCUUUAUAAACCGUACACAGUUCUGUACAUAGUGUUGUACACAGUUCUGUACAUAGUGCUGUACAUAGUUCUGUACAUAGUGUUGUACAUAGUAUUGUACACAGUUCUGUAC